GCAUGUACUACAAACAGAGCACUUCAGCACAGCAUGUACUACAAACAGAGUGCUUCAGUUAUUCAAACAAAAAGUUAAAAUAUAAAGAUAGGAACGCCUCAACAACAGCACAGAAAAGUCACGAGGAAGUUUAUUACUGACUUCAUACAAGAGAACUACUCAUACCAGAGAUUUAUAUCCUACGGCAUCUAACUGCAGUCAGACAUAAUUUGAGUCACCCUGAGAGAAGAACAUCAUGGAGACACCCUGUACCACCCUGCAGACCUACAUUGAUGCGUUUAACCCAUUAGAGUACUACAAUACAUUCUAUGCUCCAGUAGAAGGAAAGCUUACUGGAGAAUGGACAGACUUUGUGUUUCGGAAUCUUCAUGAAACCUUUUCUCCAGGUGGUGUAAGAGGAGACACAUUGAUUGAUUUUGGAUCUGGACCGACCAUCUACCAAGUCCUUACUGCUUGUGAUGUCUUUAACAACAUAAUCCUUUCUGAUUUACUUGAACAAAACCGAGCUGAACUUCAGAAAUGGUUGAGGAAGGAUCCUGAUGCUUUAGAUUGGACUCAUAUGAUCAAAUGUGUAUGCGAGCUUGAAGGGAACAGCAACCAGCUAAAGAAGAUCCAAACUACUGUGACCAGCACACAACCAAUCCCUGUGGAAGGUGCUUGUCAUAAUCUACAACCUGGUGAUGAGGUGAUGGUCAGAAAUUUCCUGAGAUCGGGCGCGCUGACAGACCGGUGGGUAGGACCUUACCAAGUCUUGUUGACAACCCCAACUGCUGUUAAGAUUAAGGAGAAGACUUCGUGGAUCCACUUCACCCACUGCAGAAAAGUCACGCCUCCUGAGACAGCACAUGUGGAAGAUAUUCUCCAAGACUCCUCUGCACUUCACCAGUAAAACUAGCAAGUGAGUGGUUCGGGCAUAAUAAUCCCUUGAGCCACUUGCCAACGCAGUAUCUCUGUGGAGGGUACAUAACUCCUAGAAGAGUACUGUGAAGAUCAAGGACAACAAAGACAAUGCUAAACAGGAUGAUGCUGAUAGGCCAAAGGCCAGACCAUGGACUAUGGGGGUGCAUUCUCUCAUGGGCAUGUCUGAUUACAAUCAUACUCAUUGUGCUUGAGUGUUGUAUAUACAUUCCAGGGUCUGUUAACAAUGUGACCAGUAAAACAGGUAAUGUAACAUUUUACAAUGAAAUGUUAUUCAAGACACGUGUGUGUAGGGCCUUACAAAAGAAUAAUUUUGGAGGAGAAUUUACAGGUAAUUCCAUGAUAGCAAUGCACAGUAAAAUUGCAAAGGCUCUCAACACAAGCAAAUGUUGGAUUUGUACCCACCUACCCAUCAGAGUAGAUGCAGGUAUACCCCUCCUGGCUCAUUACAUAAGCACAACAGACAUGAUAGACAGAGAUUGGUCCUGCCAUAAGCGAAAGAAUGGUAGUCGCAUUUGUGCCAAUAAGACACCUAAAGUACAGAAUAUAGUAGACUUCCCAUAUUUGGAUGUUUCAAACAGAGGUCUGCUGCAUUCACCUGCUCUACAAGUAACCGCAGCCACAGGGAGGCCUGAAUUUUGUUUAAAUGUCAAUUCAAAGCCAGGCAAGUACACGUUAAGUAGGAAGAAAAUUACAGUCAGGGUGAAAAGACAAAACCUGGGAUAUACUAACUGUACUGGAGCCACAUUUGUGGUUCAAAAGUCAAAUAAGUGUACACUGACAAACCUCAAACACUGUUGGCACUCAAUAGAUACAGAUGGAGUACUAACAUCUAAUGACACCCUAGACCAGUUACUGCGUGAUGGGUGUACUCUUGAUAACAGCACGUGUAGAGAUGUCAAUGGCAAUAACACCGGGUAUUUUAUGAUAUACAUAGGAAUCAUUUACACCAAAAUAUUUGGAAUGCCUCUGCCUAAGGGUAUGUAUUGGGUUUGUGGUAAAUGGGCAUAUUCAUGGAUUCCGUUAGGUGCCAAAGGACAAUGUGUGCUCUCCUAUGUAGUCCCCUUAGUGAGAGCCACUACUAAGCUGGAUCAAUACCCAAGGAAUAUCCCUGUAGAACAUGAUUUAGUGUCAAGUGACCUUACAAAUUUGAGACAACAUAGCAAAAGAGAAGUGAGGAAAGGGGAUGUAUCUUUCAGAUUUUCUGAUGGUGAACGUACGGCUGGAACUUUGUUUCCUCUGUCCACUAUCUAUCUUGUGGAAAAGGCGGUGUCCCAAACCUUAACGGUACUAGAUCAGAUGGUAGGGGAAUUGGAAGUUUCAAUCAAUCAGACAGUGGAAGAGCUGGCUCAAGUAAGAAAAGUGGCUUUACAAAAUAGGAUGGUACUGGAUCAGCUGUUGGCAGCAGAAGGGGGUACGUGUGCAGUAGUAGGACAAGAAUGUUGUACCUACAUUGAAGAUCACAGAGCUGAAAUAGGUGCUCAUCAGAGCAAGGUGGGAGAGUUGCAGCAGGAAAUGAGAAGGUUAGGUGCUAGUGGAGGUUGGGAUCCACUUGGAUGGCUAGGAGGAAGUAUUGCAAAUCUUUUCUCUGGAAUAUUGCAGUACAUUGUGUUUGUUGCCCUGAUUGUAGGAGUCAUAUAUCUUACCAUCAAGUGUGGACCAGUAGUCUGUGUACAAUGUGGUAAAGGAUUUAAGAGGUUGAAAGUGCACCAUGAAAUGACCAUUGUGGUGGUAGAUGAUGAGGUUCCACUAGAACAGGUGACUCAGGGAACUAGUCAGGGGUAGCAGGAAAGACAGGUGGUAUAUGCUGACAUGAGCAAGUCUUAUGAAAGUUUACAACUCCAGGAAGCUGAGCCCAUAUACCUGGCUUUAGAGGAGGAUCAGGCAUGUAGGGAAAGUACACAGCUUGUUAAUUUUACUUAUGAACUGGUUAACAGGGUAGAAAUUAAUCAGGAUAAGUAUGUUAGAUAUGAAAUACAAGCGAGUUUCACCUAACUGUGUCAAAACCCUCUUAGCAAACACCGGAAGGUUCCUAUAUAAAAUCAGGGAUUCCCGUCCGGUGCGGUGAGCAUUGGCGCCAGGCCCAUCCCCGUGAACCUACCUUUUGCCUAUGUUGUGCGUCUACCUAACCCUCAUUAGAAAUUGUGAAACUGAACCUUCUGAUUUGUGUAUUAGAAUGCCAAGUAUAUUGGCAGAGAGAGGUAUGGUAUGGAUAAGUGAAUACAAAAUGGAAGCUGGAUGUCAGUUUGUCUAUUGCUUAAAAGAAACUGUUGUUUUAAAUGUGAUUUUUAUAUGUUUGCAGAAACUUUGAUUUUUAGUCAAAACAAGAAGUUAAGGCCAGUGUCAUAAGGCUGCAGUUAGCUAGUGUUUUGCAAAAUAAGGAAUUGUAUUUUGAAGAAUAAAGAUAAUUGAAAGUAGGUGAAAGGUAAAAUGUAUUUUGAUAUUAAACAGUCAUAAUCACAAGAUGUUGAGCUAAUUAAUUGGAAAUCCCCCAUAAGGGGAGUAUAUGAAUUAAUAAUAUAUUCUGAUAAAUGAAUUGUGAUUGGUUUAUGUAUAUGAUUGGUCUGCAAAUUUGAUUGGAUCAUGUAACGCUGUAAAGACAAGUAUAUAAGAUGAAAUCAAUGUGUCAAUGUUGAGUUCAUGAUAUUCUUUUAUCGUGAGCCCUGUGAAUUUCACAAUGCAAUAAAUCUACCAAAGAGA
Pseudophryne corroboree (corroboree frog) is the source of this 3618-nucleotide messenger RNA. Its product is annotated as indolethylamine N-methyltransferase-like. Gene Ontology annotation, cellular component: cytosol. Lineage: Eukaryota; Metazoa; Chordata; Amphibia; Anura; Myobatrachidae. Gene Ontology annotation, molecular function: N-methyltransferase activity. The record is from RefSeq and is a predicted model, not a curated record. The transcript is spliced from 4 exons. Bases 236 to 889 code for a protein of 217 amino acids.